UUAUGAAUUAUAUCCCUUAAACAGGAGUGAGGAAGUGUGCUGAUGACUGGGAGUACUUCGAUGGAGCAUGUUACCACUUCUCCACUGAUGUGAUGAACUGGACUGAGAGCAGAGAUGCCUGUGUGACUAUAGGAGGACAUCUGGUCAUCAUAAACAGUCAACAAGAAAUGGAUUUCCUGAAGGCCAAGAGGGAAAAUCACUGGAUUGGUUUAACUGACGCUCAGGAAGAGGGCAAAUGGCGCUGGGUGGACAACACACCCCUCACAAACCCAAAGUUGGUUUUGGGGCCACACGCAGCCAGAUAA
This is a messenger RNA of Clupea harengus (Atlantic herring), 305 nucleotides long. RefSeq names its product C-type lectin domain family 4 member E-like. Bases 93 to 305 code for a protein of 70 amino acids. The record is from RefSeq and is a predicted model, not a curated record. The transcript is spliced from 3 exons. Lineage: Eukaryota; Metazoa; Chordata; Actinopteri; Clupeiformes; Clupeidae.